AUGGCCCCUCAACUUGAAAUUGCAGAUCUCCUUGUCGAUAAACCUUCGGCGUCGUCACGGUUGAUGAUCCUUGCCCUGUGCGCUGUCGCUGGUUAUUUUCUGUGGUCUGUGAUUUAUAAUCUUUUCCUCAGCCCUCUUCGAAAAGUACCUGGCCCGAUACUAUGGGCAAUUUCACCUCUCCCUCAAGCUCUCAUGCAAUUUUCCGGAAGGCCUCAUAAAAAGGUCCUCGCCCUACACCAGAAGUAUGGCGAUGCGGUUCGCACUGGCCCACGAUCGGUCUCGUUUCUCAACCCUCUGGCAUGGAAGGAGGUGUACGGCCAUCGCAAGUCAGGACAGCCCGAGAAUCUCAAGGACCCUGGGUUCUUCAGAGAUGUCAGCCAGGCGGUCAUUGCUGCGGAUUCGGAGAAUCACAGUCGAAUGCGUCGAAUACUUGCGCAUGGCUUCUCAGCACAAGAGAUGAGCAAACAGGAACCAAUGAUUCGUGGUUACAUCGAUCUCCUAUUCGAGCGUAUGAGGGAACACAGCAUCAGCGGUCGACCUGUGGAUAUGGCCAAGUGGUAUAACUACACUACGUUCGAUGUCAUUGGAGACUUGGCCUUUGGAGAAUCAUUUGGCUGUUUAAACUCAUCAAGCUACCAUGCCUGGGUGGCUAUCAUAUUUGAUCAAUUCAAACAGAAACAGAUUUUACUGCAGAUCCGAAGAGCCUAUCCGACCCUUGAGUCCCUCAUCAGCCCGCUUCUACUGUUGUUCGUUGCUGAUAAGAUACGGGAACACACACAACUUACAGAGACUAAAGUUGCAAAACGGUUGUCCCUUGGAUCAAAUCGUCACGACUUUAUGGACGCCAUGACUUCAUCCGAUACAGACGGAAAACAGAAAAUGACCCUCAAGGAGCUCCAUCACAACGCGGAUUUAUUGAUCAUUGCUGGCUCUGAGACCACUGCGACAACGCUCUGCGGCGUGACAUACCUGCUCUGCACGCACCGAGACGUUUUGGAUAAAUUGUGCAAGGAAGUACGAUCGACGUUUGACACUGAAGCCGAAAUCACUCUUCUCAGCGCACAGAGGCUGCGAUAUAUGGCGGCAGUGAUCGAUGAGGGUAUGCGCAUAUACCCAGCUGCGCCUGCUUCAGUUCCCCGCUUGAUUCACCGAGGAGGCGAGGUGGUCUGUGGAAAAUAUCUUCCCGAAGAGACCAUCGUCGACAUUUGGCACUGGUCCAUGUACCAUAACCCAAGUAACUUUGCGUUGUCAGAGUCAUUCAUACCUGAGCGAUGGAUGGGUGACCCGCGUUUUGCAAACGAUAAGAAGGACGCUUUCCAGCCCUUUUCCACUGGAGCACGGAACUGUCUCGGAAAAAACCUUGCAUAUGCUGAGAUGAGAUUAAUUUUGGCCAGGCUUGUCUGGAACUAUGACAUUUCGUUGGCUGAAAAGCAAGAGACGGACUGGAUGCAGAAUCAGCGGAUGUUCGGCUUGUGGGAGAAGCCACCCUUAAACAUACGCCUGAACCCCCGCAAGAUUGAUUAAGUCUUCUGGCUGAGCGCAUCUAGGCCGAGACUAUGAUUAAUUUAAGAAAAGCCACACUCUAUCCUAGGACGGCCCCUCGCCAACUGUCAUGAGAUCAUCUAAUCGAAGUUCUGCCGACAAUUCUGUGAUAUAUCAGGAUAGGGCCACUGUUAAAACAAACAUCUUUAUAUAAAGCAUUGAUGGCGGGUUGACCUAUGAUGUUUUAUAUGUAAAUAUUGGGUACCUAGGUAGGUAGGUAACUUAUCCCGUAAUGAUCUUGGCCGGGAACAAUACCUG
Messenger RNA from Annulohypoxylon truncatum, 1800 nucleotides. Its product is annotated as cytochrome P450 monooxygenase. The transcript has 6 exons. Gene Ontology annotation, molecular function: iron ion binding; oxidoreductase activity, acting on paired donors, with incorporation or reduction of molecular oxygen; monooxygenase activity. Bases 1 to 1524 code for a protein of 507 amino acids. NCBI's taxonomy places the organism in Eukaryota, Fungi, Ascomycota, Sordariomycetes, Xylariales, Hypoxylaceae. The record is from RefSeq and is a predicted model, not a curated record.